This is a messenger RNA of Bacillus rossius redtenbacheri, 2989 nucleotides long. Its product is annotated as excitatory amino acid transporter 1-like. The coding region runs from base 169 to 1686 and encodes 505 amino acids. Gene Ontology annotation, cellular component: plasma membrane. The record is from RefSeq and is a predicted model, not a curated record. Gene Ontology annotation, molecular function: L-glutamate transmembrane transporter activity; neutral L-amino acid transmembrane transporter activity; glutamate:sodium symporter activity. The transcript has 9 exons. NCBI's taxonomy places the organism in Eukaryota, Metazoa, Arthropoda, Insecta, Phasmatodea, Bacillidae. Gene Ontology annotation, biological process: L-glutamate transmembrane transport.
GCCCGCGCGCUACUGGCGGCGGCUAUAAGAGGCGGCGGCGUCGCGGCGCGCGCAGUCGCCCGCGGUCUGCCCCCGCGACGCCCGUGCACGGCCCGCGCUGCGCCAGUCCUGCCGCCGCUACCAGCACCACGCGGAGCUCUGCGCAGUGCACACAAACUCGCCCGCGAGAUGGGUCGCCUCGGCGCCAAGGUGAAGAGCUGCGUGUCGGGCAACCUGCUGACCUUCCUGACGCUGGUGGCCACCGUGGGCGGCACCGUGUUCGGCCUGGCCCUGCGCGCCAGCCGCGACGGCGACUGGACCAACCGCGAGAUCAUGUACGUGGCCUACCCGGGCGAGAUCUUCCUGCAGAUGCUCAAGGGCCUGAUCCUGCCGCUGAUCGUGUCCUCCAUCGUGGCGGCCAUCGGCUCGCUGGACCUCAGUCUGUCGGGGCGCAUCGGCCUGCGCGCCAUCCUGUACUACGCGGCGACCACCGUCACCGCCGUGCUCACCGGCAUCUUCCUGACGGCGGUGAUCCGGCCCGGCGAGGGCGGCACUGCGGGCAUGGCCGUCAACUCCACGCGCAAGACCACCACGGCGGACACGCUGCUCGACCUGGUCAGGAGCAUGUUUCCUCCCAACCUAGUGCAGGCUUGUGUGGCCCAGUAUCAAACAGUGCUGAUAGAGCCAACGCCUGAAGAAUAUGAAGAGGCGGCGGCGGCGGGCAAGAACCUGACCCUGACCGACUGGGAGGUGUCGGGUCGCUUCGUGUCCGGCUCCAACACGCUGGGGCUGGUCAUCUUCUCCGUGGCCAUGGGCAUCACGCUGGCCAAGAUGGGUGCCGAGGCCCGGCCGCUCAUCGACUUCUUCGACAGCCUCAACGCCGCCAUGCUCACCAUGACCGGCUGGGUGAUAUGGAUCUCGCCCAUCGGAGUGUUCUUCCUGAUCGGCUCCAAGAUCAUCGCCAUGGAGAGCGUGAGCGUGAUGGCCGGCCAGCUGGGCUGGUACUUCAUGACGGUGGUCAUGGGGCUGUUCAUCCACGGCGCCAUCAUGACGCCGCUCUACUUCGCCGUCAUCUGCAGGAAACUGCCCUUCCGCUACAUGUACAACAUGGCGGAGGCCGCGACCACCGCCUUCGGCACGGGAUCCAGCAAUGCCUGUUUACCUGUGACAAUGAAGUGUGUUGAAGAGAAAAACAAGGUAGACUUGCGAAUAUCCAAGUUCGUGUUGCCAAUUGGCGCCACCAUCAACAUGGACGGCACAGCUCUGUACGAGGCAGUGGCGGCCAUCUUCAUCGCUCAGUUGAGGAGAGUGCCGCUAGGUGUUGGCAAGUAUUUGGCUGUCAGCCUGACGGCGACCAUGGCGAGCAUCGGCGCGGCGGGCAUCCCGCAGGCCGGCCUCGUCACCAUGGUGAUGGUGCUGGACACCGUGGGCCUGCCGGCGGACGACGUCUCCAUCAUCCUGGCGGUGGACUGGCUGCUGGACCGGCUGCGCACCACGGUGAACGUGACUGGGGACGCGCUGGUGGCGGGCAUCGUGGACCACCUGAGCCGCGGCGAGCUGGACGAGGUGGACCGCCGGACCGUGGCGGAGGGCGCGCUGCGGCGGCCCAGCUCGCUGCGGCCGGCGCCCGGCUCCACGGCCGCCAUGAUCGAGCUGGCGCCCGUGGGCCAGGACGAGGCCAGCGUCGGCCUGCUCGGCAAGAACUGACACCUGCCGGCACGUCCUCCUCUGCUUUCCCUCAGCCUCGCCCGCCAUUACACGUUCUUGUCACAUUCUCAUUCUGAAUUAUUAGUUGUAACUUCAAACGUUUCAUACAUAGCCUUGGAUACAGAGAAUAAUAUAUAUACAUUCAAACAAUAAACUCUAGUAAUAAUUACCAGACUGGAUUUUAAAUAUACCAGAGUACAUUUGGCAACUAAAUUUGAAAAAAAAAAGUAAAACAUAUUCCAUGUAUUGUAAAUAAUAAUAAAUUAAUAAUUGUCCUUUAAAAUUUAAUCACACACCACGGUUGGCGACAAUGAAUCGUAAAGUAGAAAAAAAUAUUUAUGUUUCAUGGAUAAUGCUUGUCAUGGAAUUUAAUUUAAAAUGUUUAUCAAAACUUUUGACAAAAACUCGGGGCUGUUGGAAUACUUGUUGCUAACACACGCCUGUAUUAUUAUAGAUUUGACAUUUACAUUGGGGUACUUGUAGGCGAUGUUGGCGCCAUGCUCAGGAGACAUAACUCUGUUACCUCGUAGAUGAUCUAUGUAGGGACGCGCAUAUGGCAUGUGUUCACCUGCGACCACCCAGUGCUAGCGCAGAGACAUUUUCUACGAACACAAAACUUAGAGCUAGAGGUGUUAAACAGCAAAUUAUUGCACAAUGUCUAUACGCUUUUGUGAUGUUGACUUGCAGCUGGGUUACAUUUGUUAAAGUGCUUCUCGAUAUAAAAUCUAACAAAUAUUUUAUAUCAGUUACAGAGAUGUUACCGUGAAACGACACUUUGAAACACUGUUGAAUCAUUAAGAACCAAUUUUGCAUUGUGAAUUGCGAAAACAUUGUAUGUUACCUUUAAAAAUGGUUAAAUGUACCUUUACUUGUUGUAAAAAAUGUUGAAUUUGUUUUAAAGUCUACACAAAUAUUAUAUUUUUCAGGAGAGCAUGUUGGCACAAAGUAUUAAAAAAAUAAGGGUCAUGAUUCACAGAUGUGUAUUUUGUACUGUCUCUAUAGUAAAUUGGCGCCUCAUUUAAAGCAAAUGAAUAAAAUCAACACUGGUGCCAUAAGUGUCCUCCAAUGACAUCAUCGUCACAUAUGCAGCAGAUUCACAUUAUACAACAAACAUCUAAUUACCUAAAUUUUUACCAUUUUGUAAUAAUGAGUGUUUUUCUAGAAUAAUGUGCCAAAUAAAAAACCAUUUUCGAGAUUAUAUUAUGUAAACUUAUAAAUUAAUGUAAAAUAAUAAAAAUUUUGUUUAUGUUAUGUUCAUGUUAUGUAUAAAAGAAUAUAAGAUUAGUAAAUUAUUUAUUUUCUA